Messenger RNA from Conger conger (European conger), 4925 nucleotides. It is a transcript of the gene cmtm4, whose product is annotated as CKLF-like MARVEL transmembrane domain containing 4. NCBI's taxonomy places the organism in Eukaryota, Metazoa, Chordata, Actinopteri, Anguilliformes, Congridae. The record is from RefSeq and is a predicted model, not a curated record. The transcript is spliced from 4 exons. The coding region runs from base 792 to 1418 and encodes 208 amino acids. Gene Ontology annotation, cellular component: membrane.
CUUGCAACAUUCUUUCACGCAAGUAGCAGGAGGGGAACUGCGCUUCAUAUUCCCAAACCCCUUUUAGUGGGGGGAGACGUGCGGUGGACUGAAGCUCUGGGUCUGCAAGAUUUUUUCGGCUUUUUGCAUUUUUUCUUUUUGGAGAAUAGGCUACUUUGUCUCGUGCCUUUUCUCGCAGAAAGGAACGCGCAGUUUUCAGGGCGGAGACUAACACUUGCAACAACAGUGCGAUCUGCGUUUUAGCCUUUUAACUCCAGAAUAGCCUACAUUGCGAGGCUGAAAACACGCCGAUUCACCCGAUAUUCCUGCGGAAUGGCAUUUUUAGCAUUUGCCGAAUAGUUUCACAAAAUAAACUAAUGGAGCUUAUUUUCCGUGUAGCUAAAAUAAUACCCGAGUGAACUGCCAACUGUAAGCUACGUACAGAACAAGCCACACUUCACAAACAGGAGUCGAGCUUUUAUUGGUUUAAUUUAGGCUAUUGUGACUCUACAGGCGCAAUUACGUUUUGAAAAUAGGUCACGUGCGAUGCUUUGGUGCGUACAAUUGUAUUUUGACAAUGAUGUACAUAGCCUACCUUUAGGAAAUUGUAACACUAAUUCGAAUGUAAGUAGCCUAAAAUACAAACGGCAUAGUAGCUUACACGACGUGGACCCCUGAAUGAGCUGCUAGACUAUUGUUUUUGGUCUGUAUGUGGGAUAUUUCGUUGGUGGGCUGUGCACCCAGAGCUGUUUUUACCCAAGAGGGGCAAUACUUCUUUGUGUUGGUCUACAAAAGUCUCUUCUCGUUGGAUCAUGAGGAACUCCGAGGAGGUGGAUGGAUUUGAUGGCGAGGCCUCCAACACGUCGAUGAUCUCUGGGGCUAGUAGCCCAUAUCAACCGACUACUGAGCCCGUGCAUGCGAGAAACGUCCUGGGGGAUAUCAGGUGUGACACGGAGUACCUGAAAUCGAACUUCGGAAUUUUAAAAAUAACUGAAGUGGCCCUCUCUCUCAUCGCCUUCAUCUGCAUAGAGACCAUCAUGCUCUGCCUGCCCUGCGGCGGGGUCUACUUCUUCGAGUUCGUCAGCUGCAGCGCCUCGGUCGUCACCGGUGUCCUGCUGGCGGUCUUCAGCCUGCGCCUCCACGCCAAGGUGCCUCAGGUCAACUGGACCCUCACGGACCUGGUGAACACAGGAGCCUGCACAUUCUUCUUCUUCCUGUCCUCCAUCGUGCUGGCGUCGCUGAACCACAGCUCUGCGGCUGAGAUCGCUGCCGUGAUAUUUGGCUUCCUGGUGAUGUGCGUCUACGGCCUGAACACGUUCCUGGCGGUGCGGCGGUGGCGCCAGGGCGACGGGCGGCCGGGAGCAGCUCCGAGCAGCGAGUACACGCGCGCCCGGACCGCCUCCCGCGGGGAGGUGGAGGCCCAGCCCGAGCUGCAGUGACCCUCCCCUCCCCCGAGGUGGCCCGGCUUUGGGGGAGGCUGGACGGAUGCAGGGGCGGACCGACACCGGCCCCGUCCUCCCUCCAGAAACCAUGUCAUCCCACUCGGCCCGUGUCCAAUGCCCCGUGCCCCGGUUCUGGUUGCGGUCCUCUUGCGCGUUCACUCAACUGUUCACCUGGAUUAGGGCCGGGGGGCCUUGUAUUUUUUUUUUUAAACCACUUAUGGGGGACCUAACCUCUAUAUUUCCUAAAGAGUCCGACCAAGUCACUGUAAAGAUUCCAACCAUUUUCUCUAUGCGUUAACUUUUUUUUUUUUUUGAAAACCCUUUCCUUUGUUGUAAGUACCCUGCAUUGAGUGAAUGGGGGAAACAGACUUUUGCAUUCUGCGCUAUGUUUGGUUUGAGGGGAUUCUGAUCUGAAAACUGGCUGAAGACAUUCCAGCCUCACUGAUGACCAGUUCUUCAGCUGUGGCCCUACUCAAAGUGACUCGUUACUGAAGUGACUCGUUAAUGAAGGCUCCAAUGCUAAAAGCAGUGUGUGACAUGAACUUUUAGAGUGAACCAUGCUCUGUGACAAUCAGUGUGUUCAAAUUCCUCAUCCCGUUGCCCCUGGCUUAAGCACUGUAUGCAGUCUUGAUCCUGCAUAGCCAGACCUUUAAUGAAGGAAAUAUCACACCUGAUAUCUUAUUUAUCGAAUGUAAAUGGAAAACUGAUUUGUACGUUAAAGGUUACUAUGUCUUACUAUGAUAACAGAAGGACGUUACAUUUGGUAUCUCAUCGAAGGUAGAAAAAAACUGAAAGUGUAACAUGAAGAUUAUUAUGGUUUUUAUUCGGCGUGGAUGAAAAGGGUGUGUUGGGGGGUUGGGAAUGAAAAAGAUGUGGUACGUUUUGGAAUGUGUAAAAUGCCGGAGCCACUGUUGGUGUGGGUCAGGGAGCUCUCUCAGGUAUCAAACCACAUGAGCGCGCUCCGUACUGCUUGUUCCAGCUAAGGACAUUCAGCUACGGCUGUGUGCUAAAAAGAAAACCUGCAGGAACGUCGAGAAGAAUAAUGUCCGAAACAAAGGCACGUUGCUUAUGACAAUAGCAUUACUUAGCAACUGCAUUGAAAAGCUGUUAACUAGGAAUAGCUCAGUUGUAAAUAGUACGUAGGUGUAGCAGUACAUCUAAUAUUAAAUCGGUAAGUGAGGUGGGAUAUUGGGAUCCGGAGGCGGUGUGUUUGAAAAUGAAAUGUUUGCAGUUUUAGUGUGUUAGCGGGGUUGUCACUAGUUCAGGGGAGUGUUCCAUUUUGGCUUGAGAAUACAGCACCUAGUUUAUUUGUGCUGUAGCACUGUGGUGAUGGAAGUUGGCCAGAGAAAUUAUUUCCAGUGGCAAAUGUGAUUUGUUGGUGAUGAGGUUUGUAUUGGUAAAGAGAGAAGUUAAAGGAGCUGAAAGGCUUGUGUUGGGGUUCUAGCCUCGUUUAUCAGAGUAGGGGUGCGUGAGUCAGAGUUGAGGCCUUGGGCACCUUGCUGAUUUGGGCUCUGACCUUCAGUCUGCCACAAUUCUCUGAAGGAUUUCAACUGUGUUUUUGUACGGCGGUAUCAUUUGUGUGUCUGUAUGUGUCUGUCUGUCUAUCUGUCUCUGUGUGUGUGUAUGUGUGUGUGUGUGUGCUUUCAUAUGUGUUUUGCAGAGGAGCUUGCUGUGGUUCACACCAUAUCCUCAUUCUAAAAUUCUCCUAGUACCCAUUUCCACAUUCCAGUAUUCACUGUGCAAUACAUCAUAACGCCCAUCACCCCCCUCGAAAUUUAGCUAUUGGUCUAACAUCUAUGUUUAAUUCCACUGAGGUGAAUUUUUAAACUCUGUGUGUCUGUGUGUCUAUGUGUCUCUGUGUGUGUGUUUGCGGGGAGGGAGGGCUCUGCUUUAGUAGCCUAGUCUGUGGAUUUGAGGAACCUGUCCUGCUCGUGUGUGUGAAGACUCCUGGUGGUCACCACCUCUCCAGACUGUUUAUGCACAUGUGGCCUAUCACAAGUGCAGCGGACCUUUUGAGGACCAAUCGUGUACAUUGUCUACAGUGUGUUAACAAUGGCUGCCUGCCUGUGGCCUAGAGCCAGUGCACAUUCGCUAUUCGUAUGAACUUUGCACAGUGUCAGGAUGUCAGAUGCGCCCAUCACCAGUGAUGCCUUAGCACACCACAGUCCUGUAUCCUGUAACCUGACUGGACUCUACAUGACCAGUACACUCUGACAAGUACACAACUUUAUGAAGAUUUAUGCUGUGUGUCAAGGUUUAGUUUUUUUUCUUUCACAAUAGAGGACCAGGUCUAAUUCAGUGAAUACCUUGAGGGAAGUUACUGUAAAUCAUGUUACUCUUUUGGGGGUUAAGACCAAAAUAUGACAAUGUCACACUUGUGCCGUCACAGUGUCUUGAGUUAUGUUUUUUUUCUUUGUUUUUUUUCUUUCUUCUUAAGUGUUUGUCAAAUGGCUUGUUUUAUUGUUGACUGACAUUUAGAUAAUGUCAGUCCAUGGAUGGAUUGAAGGCUUGCCCUGUUAAUAUCAUUGUUUAAGCAAGACCCAUGUUGUCACCAAAACCACAUAAUCAUGUUUUAAGCAGUCUGGAAUUUCAGGGCAACAAAGAUAGUGAUUUCAUUUGGAAAGUUUAUUUCAAAUGAAGUAGCAUCAUCAGCAAAGAGAGGACAUAAUGUUUCAUUGGACGAGCUUGGUGUGAGUUACUGCUGACAAUCUGCUCAUCUGUGACUGUUGUACACAGACACUUUUUAGGUGAUUUAAAAAAAUGUAAUACUUGUAUUAUGCUUUUCAGUGUAAUGAGACUUUUAAUGUGUGGUAUGGCUUGGGGUUAUCGGCUGUCACAGUUAAGAGAUAUUUUGAAAACUGUUUUGUCUGUGUGUACAAAUAUUCAAGGCAGCAUAAAGACUCAGUCAAUGAAGGACCUUGUUACAGCCUAAAACAUGAUUGUAAAUGUAUGUAUCCUUUUUCACUGUGUUGAGACGACACUUUCAUAACCAACAAGACCGCUGGUCUAAUGGGCAUAAUAUUAGCUCUCGCUUUCACGUAACAGUGGCUCGUGGGACAGUGUCUUGCAAGCAAACGAUUCAAGGUGAAAAUAUUCAGCCAACAGCAUUGAUAUUCUGAUGUAAAAUGUAUAUAUGUUCCGUAUUUAUGUAGUUUCAAAACUUGACCAGAUACCUGCCUCGUUUACAAUUAAGAUAUUCCCUCACUUGUAUUCGAAAUACAAAUUCAAUAGUCUGGUAGCAUUCACCACAAAGCGUAACAGUGGACAACAUGAGUGUGGAUUGUGCUCAUCAUUUAAGUAUUCUCUUUCUCUUGCAAUUACAAAAAAACAAACAUUUUAUUUAACAUAUAACAAACGGUACAGUUCUUUUCAUGUAUGAAACCGUUCUCAAAUAUGUAUUUUUGUAUUUAUAGACUUCUAUGUAGAUUUAUCAACACUAACCAUUUGUUUUAAACCGUGUGUGACGCUCCUGAAAUUGUGUUUGAAUAAAUUGUCCGGCCCUCA